UUUAUUCGUUCCCUAACUGUUUGAAAGGAGAACGUGAAUGUUAGAUCGUAAACUUCCAGCGUUUACUUGCCUUGCUAGAGGUCAGUUUAAAAAGUGACCAAUAUUUUAUCGCGCCAGUUAGCGAUUUAAGAACGACUUGUACGCACGGUUCAGUUUUGGUGUCGUGCGUUAACCGGAACGGUAGUGUAUUGUUUGCUGUUGUGAGCGUUGCCAAUUCUCCAAUUUGUAAUCGCCUUUAAAGGAUUUUUUAUUGGGAUUUUCACGAACGUAUCUUGUAACUGAAAAAGAAUGUCUGCCAAAGCAAUAAGGGAAGCAACGGGUAAAAAUUUGAUAAACAAACACUUGGCAGCCGACACUGCCGCUGCUAGAUGUAAAUUCGCUUCCGUUGAUCCAGACACUAAUUUUCUUGAGCUCGUUGAACAAAAUCCGUGGCUCAAAACAGAGAAGCUAGUCGUAAAACCUGAUCAACUCAUCAAACGAAGAGGCAAACUUGGUCUCAUAGCUGUAAAUAAAACUUUUGACGAAGUAAAAAAAUGGAUAUCGGAGCGAAUGAACAAAGAUCAAAAGAUCGGCCAGGCAGUUGGAAAACUUCGAAACUUCAUUAUCGAGCCGUUCGUUCCACACAAGCAGAACGAAGAAGCAUAUGUCUGCAUAUAUUCUCAUAGGCAUGCUGACACAAUUUUAUUUUACCACGAAGGUGGUGUCGACAUUGGAGAUGUUGAUUCUAAGGCUGUCAAACUGGAUAUCCCUGUUGGCGAAUCAACAGAUGCAGCAACUAUAGAAAAGGCACUGUUAGGGCAAGUGGCGCCGAAAAAACGAGCCACCAUUGCUAAAUUCAUUAAUGCACUUUACAAACUUUACGUCGAUUUAUAUUUCACUUACCUCGAAAUUAAUCCCUUGGUAGUCACGGAUAGCGAAAUCUACGUAUUAGAUUUGGCUGCAAAGUUGGAUUCUACAGCAGAUUUCUUGUGCAAACCCCUCUGGGGCGAAAUCGAUUACCCACCACCAUUCGGACGGGAUGCUUAUCCAGAGGAAGCUUACAUAUCCGAUUUGGACUCAAAAUCUGGAGCUAGUUUAAAACUUACCAUCUUGAAUAAAAAGGGUCGCAUUUGGACUAUGGUAGCAGGAGGCGGAGCUUCUGUCAUCUACAGCGACACGAUAUGUGAUUAUGGUGGUGCUAGCGAGUUGGCUAAUUAUGGUGAAUAUUCAGGGGCUCCAUCAGAACAACAAACUUACGAAUACGCCAAAACUAUUUUGUCUCUUAUGACACAAGAGAAACAUCCUGAAGGAAAGGUUUUAAUUAUUGGAGGCGGUAUCGCCAACUUCACGAACGUUGCUUCCACUUUCAGAGGAAUUAUAACUGCCCUUCAAGAAUUCCAACAGCGUUUAAUCGAUCACAAAAUUUCGAUAUUCGUACGACGUGCUGGUCCUAACUACCAAGAAGGAUUAAGAAGGAUGCGCGAAGUAGGGCAAAGUCUAGGCAUUCCGUUAUAUGUAUUCGGCCCCGAAACUCAUAUGACAACCAUCGUUGGUAUGGCUCUUGGGAAGAAACCCAUAAGUCAAGAAAGUCACACCACUGAAUUCGCAACGGCAAAUUUCCUAUUACCAGGUGGCCAAACUGACGAAAGCAAAAGCCCAUUUAGUUCAGUAACCGAAAACCAUCAUGUGGCACCCAGAAGAGCAGCGGAAGCCGUACCGAACACCAUAGAUAUUAGUCUUCCAGACCAUAUUGAACAGGGCGACACUGUGGAUUCAGCUACGCCCUUAUUCACCAAUCAGACAAAGGCAAUUGUUUGGGGUAUGCAGACUAGAGCUGUGCAGGGCAUGUUAGAUUUCGACUUUGUCUGUCGAAGGGCGGAACCUAGCGUUGUUGCCAUGAUCUAUCCCUUUACUGGAGAUCAUAAGCAAAAAUUCUACUGGGGACACAAAGAAAUUUUAAUACCUGUAUACAAAAAGAUGGAAGAUGCCAUGCGUAAGCACCCCGAUGCCGAUGUCAUGGUUAACUUCGCCUCUCUUCGAUCAGCUUAUCAGAGUACCGUCGAAGCUAUGGACUUCCCUCAAAUAAGAACCAUAGCAAUCAUUGCUGAGGGAAUUCCCGAAAAUAUGACACGAAAACUUAUUAAACUGGCCAGUGAGAAGAGCAUCGUUAUUAUCGGUCCAGCUACAGUGGGUGGUAUUAAACCUGGAUGUUUUAAAAUUGGCAACACUGGAGGAAUGAUGGACAACAUUUUGCACUCUAAAUUGUACAGACCUGGCAGUGUAGCGUAUGUGUCACGAUCUGGUGGUAUGUCAAACGAAUUAAAUAAUAUCGUAUCAAAGGCAACAGAUGGCGUUUAUGAAGGUGUAGCGAUAGGAGGUGAUAGAUACCCUGGGACAACAUUUAUGGAUCAUAUCAUGAGAUAUCAAAGCGAUGAUAACGUUAAAAUGAUUGUUCUUUUGGGAGAAGUAGGAGGUGUUGAAGAGUAUGAAGUCUGUCAAGCAUUACAAAACAAAUCUAUUACGAAACCCUUAGUAGCAUGGUGUAUUGGCACCUGCGCAGGGAUGUUCACAUCUGAAGUACAGUUUGGUCACGCGGGUUCAUGUGCACAAUCUAACAAAGAGACUGCCACUGCUAAAAACGAAGCACUCAAAGCCGCAGGGGCGUACGUUCCUGAAAGUUUUGAUUCUUUAGGCGAUAUCAUUAACAGCGUUUAUCAAGGAUUAUUAAAGAAAGGUAUUAUCAAACCGAAACCAGAAGUACCACCUCCCACUGUACCCAUGGACUACAAUUGGGCCCGUGAACUUGGACUUAUUAGGAAACCUGCUAGUUUUAUGACGUCAAUUUGUGACGAAAGAGGACAAGAGCUUUUGUAUGCUGGCAUCCCAAUAUCUGACGUACUUAAUCGCAAUAUCGGGAUUGGAGGUGUCAUUUCGCUUUUGUGGUUCCAACGUUCGCUACCUCAUUAUGUGUGUAAGUUUUUCGAAAUGUGUCUCAUGGUAACCGCAGAUCAUGGACCGGCUGUAUCAGGAGCCCAUAACACGAUAGUAUGCGCGCGAGCUGGUAAAGAUCUCGUAUCUAGCGUUGUGUCCGGUCUUUUAACUAUUGGAGAUCGGUUCGGAGGUGCUUUAGAUGGGGCUGCCAAACAAUUCAGCGAAGCAUACGAUACAGGGCUCCAUCCUGCUGAGUUCGUAAAUCAAAUGCGUAACAAAGGUCAACUAAUAAUGGGUAUUGGUCACCGAGUCAAGUCGAUCAACAAUCCUGAUCAGAGAGUAAAGAUUAUCAAAGAGUUCGUCAUAGACAAUUUCCCCGCAUGUCCUCUUCUCAAAUACGCCCUCGAAGUAGAAAAACUGACAACUAGCAAGAAACCCAAUUUAAUCUUGAAUGUUGAUGGGGUUAUAGCUACGUCGUUUGUCGACAUGUUAAGGCAUUGUGGCUCCUUUACAAGGGAAGAGGCUCAAGAGUAUAUUCAAAUGGGUGCAAUAAAUUCUUUGUUCGUUCUUGGUCGUUCGAUAGGUUUCAUUGGUCACUAUAUGGACCAAAAGAGGCUGAAACAAGGACUUUACAGACAUCCUUGGGACGACAUCUCAUACGUCAUGCCAGAACAGUAUAAUAAUUAAAUGAAAGAUUAGUCUUUUUCUUCUGUUUACUAAAACCUUUUAAGUGAAAACCUUGAAUGUCAGACGAGUAAUUUUGUCUUUCUUUAAGUGCAUUUAUUAUUGAUUAUAAAAUACAUACAUCGGGAAUAGCUGAUGGGAGGUGAUGUUUCAAGCCCUCCACUAUAUGUCGAUCAGAAGUACCUAAAAUAAAGUAAUUUAUUAGAUAGGGAUAAGAAAGAUAUUUAUUGGUUUUUAGAUGAAAAUUGACGUUGUUGAAUUAUUGUUAUUUUUUUUAUGUACGUGGUCGCCGAUUUUCGGCUAAUUGUAUUUUAACUUUUUAACGCAGUGACUGCACAUUUAAAUGUUUCAUUGUAAAAAGCAAAUAAAAAAUACA
This is a messenger RNA of Agrilus planipennis (emerald ash borer), 3970 nucleotides long. RefSeq names its product ATP-citrate synthase. Gene Ontology annotation, biological process: citrate metabolic process; acetyl-CoA biosynthetic process; tricarboxylic acid cycle. Bases 289 to 3597 code for a protein of 1102 amino acids. The record is from RefSeq and is a predicted model, not a curated record. The transcript is spliced from 16 exons. Gene Ontology annotation, cellular component: cytosol. NCBI's taxonomy places the organism in Eukaryota, Metazoa, Arthropoda, Insecta, Coleoptera, Buprestidae. Gene Ontology annotation, molecular function: ATP citrate synthase activity.